Messenger RNA from Lottia gigantea (owl limpet), 2754 nucleotides. RefSeq lists its product as hypothetical. Gene Ontology annotation, molecular function: enoyl-CoA hydratase activity. Gene Ontology annotation, cellular component: mitochondrion. Gene Ontology annotation, biological process: fatty acid beta-oxidation. Lineage: Eukaryota; Metazoa; Mollusca; Gastropoda; Lottiidae. The record is from RefSeq and is a predicted model, not a curated record. Bases 1822 to 2619 code for a protein of 265 amino acids. The transcript is spliced from 9 exons.
GUGGUAGUAAACUGCUACUGUAUUUAUUUUGUCAUUUCAAAGCUUAAACAUCUUUUAAUCAAAUUCAACAAAAUAUUCACAGAAAAAUAUUUUGUAUAUAAAUCACAUUAUUAAUACAUAAACCGGAUUGAAAUAAAUAUAAAUAACAAUAGCACUGGGAUAUAUUUGGAAAAAUAAAAGAUAUAGCUGUCUAAAUAUUUGCCUUUUCAGUUGAUAGACUCAAUUUCGACUAUUUAAAAAAUUCUUUCAGCAUUGAAUCAGCAAUUAUUCAGUUGACUAUAUCCCUGUAGCAUAAAUUUGAUUUUCAAAAAUUAAGCACAAAAAAGGCAAAAAAAUAGAGACAUUUUGACCAGAUAUAUUAUCACCAGUUCUGACAUCAAUCAUUAAAUAUUUUAAGUCACAAAUUUCAUAAAUACAAUGAGAAACAAUCCAUACAAAACAGAAAGACAUAUUAAUACUGUAACAAUCUGACUAGACUACAGAACUACUGUUUAGUUAUUUUUUUAAUUUAGUUGGGAGCUCAAAAUGUAUUUAUUAUUUUCAUGUGAAUUGUAAACAGUAAAUUAGUUUUAGUUUGAUAUUGUCAUUUUGUACCUUACAUUUUACAACAUAUUAUUGGAUUCAUAUGAUGUAAUUAAAAGUGAUAACACAUCUGUGUUUAUCAAUGCAAAGUGAUUCAAAAUCUUACUAGUUGAAACAAGACUAUGAGUAGUACUAUGUCUUAGUCAAUAUAUUUUUGAAGCAGUUCCAAUUUACAUAAAAUAUAACAUGAGAGUUUGUCUGCUUGUUACAGCACUCACCAUCCGUAAUCACAAAACACAACAUCCAGUUCUAUGCUCAAUCAGAUUGCAAGUAAAGUUAUUUUGAUUUUUGAUAAGGUGGCAGGUUAAAUUUUCAAAAUAAUAUAGGCAGUAAAGGGAAAUGGUUAGAAAUUAUCCAUCCAUUUCUGACUCGAAGAUUAUAGUUAUAUAUACAUAGUUACAGUAACAUUAUAACGAAUCUGGAAAUAAUCAUUUUUGAUUGAUAAAUGCUUAUAUUGACAAUAAUUAACUGAUUAUUUGUAAUUGCUUAAUUAAAUAUGCUAUAAUGUUUUGUGUUUGUUUCGUACUGCAAAUACUUGUUCAAGUCAAAUACCUAAAGGGACAUAACUCUAUUUAAACAUCAUAGUAGCAGCUCUACAAUAGGUGGAUACAAUAAUGAACAACUUUAUAUAUAGAAAUGUGAUAGAAAAUAUCAAAAAUAACAAAAUAAUCAAACCAAAGAUAGGCUCUUAGAUGCGUGAUAGAGAAUACGAAUGUCCUCAAAAUUUGUGUAACCAUUGCCAAGAAAGAUUUUCAAAAUGCUCACUCUUUAUUGAGUGAAGAAGGUAACUUCAAUGGGUGGCUUAUAUUUUUUCAAAAUCAAGAGAGUGUCAAACAUUUGGAGAUGCCACAAAAAAGAAUUGCUAAAAUGUUAUAUGUUGGGAGGUUCAGCCAUCAGCCAAAUACCCUGACGAUUACACUUCUGAAAAUCAGUAAUAAUAUAUCUACUUUAUAGCACCUUAUAACAACUAUUGCAUAUUCAUAGCAGAAAAUGCCUCUCUUUCUACAGUUUGAUUUCUAAACAAUAAACUAACAAAUAACAACAACAUCCCCCAUCCCCAUAACCCUUUUCUCUUAAGUAAUCUUGUUUCAUGGCACAAUAGUAUAAAUAUACAAAUAUUUGUCAAAAUUUCAGUCAUCGUCUACACACACACAAAAUCAUUUUGUUCUAACUAAACAUGAAUCAAAUUCAUACAUCUUUGUUUUUUAUGACAAAACUUUAGCUUGUGAUCUAGAAGAAAUGUCUAAACAAGGAGGAGAAUAUGAAUUUAUAAAGGCAGAGAAAAAAGGAAAUGAUCAAAAUGUAGGUUUUAUUCAACUCAACAGACCAAAGGCUUUAAAUGCUCUGUGUGAUGGUUUAAUGAAAGAAAUUGGUCAAGUUUUAGGAGAAUUUGAGAAAGAUAAAACUAUUGGUUGUAUAGUAUUAACAGGCAGUGAAAGAGCAUUUGCAGCUGGUGCCGAUAUCAAAGAAAUGCAGCAUCGACAGUUUUCUGAAGUGUUCUCUGGGAACUUUCUCAGUCAUUGGAACCAUGUUGCCACUAGCAGGAAGCCUGUUAUUGCUGCUGUCAAUGGUUUUGCUUUGGGUGGUGGCUGUGAGUUGGCUAUGAUGUGUGAUAUAAUUUAUGCUGGUGAAAAAGCUCAGUUUGGUCAGCCAGAAAUAACAUUGGGUACAAUACCUGGUGCUGGUGGAACACAAAGAUUAAUAAGAGCAGUGGGAAAAUCAAAAGCUAUGGAGAUGAUUUUAACAGCAGAUAGAAUGAAUGCACAAGAUGCUUUAGCUGCAGGUUUAGUUAGUAAAGUAUUCCCAGUUGAUCAAUUAAUACCAGAAUCCAUCAAACAAGCUGAAAAAAUAGCCCAGUAUUCUAAAUUAAUGGUAGCCAUGUGUAAAGAAGCUGUCAACUCCGCAAAUGAACUGACAUUACAGGAAGGUCUUCAUUUAGAAAAAAGAUUAUUUCACUCUACAUUUGCUACUAAUGAUCGCAAAGAGGGAAUGACAGCAUUUACAGAGAAACGCCCACCAAAAUUUACUGAUAGUUAAAUUGUUCUCUUGGUACAAGAGGUGAUAAUUAGGAACUGUAAAGCCAUUAUUAUAUUAAAUUUAUAAACGGUACCUCUAUUGCAGUGCAAAAUUCUGUAUCAUAUAAAAAAGUAAAUCAAUUAAAAAAAAUAAAAC